Messenger RNA from Rotaria sordida, 1266 nucleotides. The record is from the annotation of a GenBank genome assembly. Lineage: Eukaryota; Metazoa; Rotifera; Eurotatoria; Philodinida; Philodinidae.
ACAAAUUGGCCUAUUAAUACUGCAGUAACUCCACUUACCUAUCUGCGUCUUGAUUUGCCAUGCAUGGACACUUUACUUCGUCUUAUAUCGACAACACCACUCUCUGACACAUUGCGUCAAUUACAUGUUAAAAUAGGUCACAGUCGUUCCCCUGUAUCAAUCUCUAAUCUGUCGAUUCGAAUGAAUAGUUUACAUACAUUUAGUUUUGUUCAAACAUUUUUCUCAACGUUAACAAUUGAAUGGACAAUUUUCGAAAUGUUGACAUCUUCGAAUGUUAUGCCUAUUCUACGACGUGCUAAUGUGUCCAUUUUUAUUGAUAUUAGUGACUUAAAUCGUAUAGGUUCAUCACCGCUUUUUACUGAUUAUCGUCAUGUCGAUGUUCAUUUUGGUAUUAAUCUUAUCAACUGUCCUCAAUAUAUCAAUGUGACACAAUAUAUUCCACGUGGUAAUCGUUUUCAUCCAAGAGAAAUUGUUAGUGUAACAUUUCUUGUUAAACAUGUGUCUAACAGAUUAGAAUGGCUCACUGGUGAUGACCCUUUUAAUCGUGGAAGCCAAUAUCAUCACCAUAUGUGGUAUACUCUGCCGUGGGGAUUUGAUGAAUUCUUUUAUGAAUAUCUGCCUGAGAAAUGGAUUAUUAAAGUACAUGUGUUUGAAAAACCUGAAAAAGUGACAACAAUUGGUCAAUCAUCUCUUCGUACAUUCGAUGCAUCAAGUCAAAUGUGGCCAUUACCUAUAUGCUCGUUACCGCAUGUGGUAUUAUCUGAUUGUAUUGAAACAUUGAACUUAUCCUAUUAUAAUACACCUAUUCCCAUAAAUUUUCUAUCUACUCUUCGCAAUAUAACUCUCGCGAAUAGUAUCAAUUGUCUGAACGAUUGUUCUUUACUUCCCAUAACUAUUCGUUCUAUUCGUAUUCUUCUGUUUUAUACUCAUCCUAAUUAUAUGUUACCAAAUUGGCCAGUAAUGUUCGAUUCACUUUCAAAGUUGUCAGAAUUGACUUCGUUACGUAUAUUUAUGUAUGAUUUACCAAAAACUAUCGAUGAUAGAAAUUGCCAAACGAUCGCAAAAGCAGCAACAUUAUUUAGCGAUUUUGGUUUCUACUUUCGGUAUAAAUUCGAUAUGUCAGAUGGUAGUGAAUUCGAAACUAUAUUUAAUGAUCAUGCAAAAUUCAUUACACAAUUAUGUCAUUGUAUUCUUUCAUUGUGUCUUGACAAACAGCCUUAUUAUUCAGUUGACAACGAACACUGUGGACUGACAAUGUGGUUUUAA